Eriocheir sinensis (Chinese mitten crab) is the source of this 1754-nucleotide messenger RNA. Its product is annotated as cytochrome c oxidase assembly protein COX18, mitochondrial-like. NCBI's taxonomy places the organism in Eukaryota, Metazoa, Arthropoda, Malacostraca, Decapoda, Varunidae. Gene Ontology annotation, biological process: mitochondrial respiratory chain complex IV assembly; protein insertion into mitochondrial inner membrane from matrix. The transcript has 7 exons. The record is from RefSeq and is a predicted model, not a curated record. Gene Ontology annotation, molecular function: membrane insertase activity. Gene Ontology annotation, cellular component: mitochondrial inner membrane. Bases 326 to 1624 code for a protein of 432 amino acids.
UUUUGAGUCACUAGUGAAGAAGGAGAUAAAGAAGUUGUGGUACCCUAACUAGCCCCCUAAAACACUCCGGAAGAAGAAAGAAGCCUUGUGUUCCAGGCCUUGGCUACACCCACUCAGGACACGUCAAAUUUACGUCCUGUGUCCCUGCAGGCUCUGGCCAACUGCUCUCUCUCCUAACACACGACACGGCAGGACACUUGGAAAGCGGAUGCCUUCAGCCAGUAUAACAACCUCUUCAGCUGUAAGCAAUCAUAUUAAACCUGCAAAAUAAGCAUGUGAACUCUGCCGGUCACUUCAUCAACGUGUGGUUCCAAGGUUAACACCAAUGCUGCUAAUAAAUAAAGCAGCACAUGCUCCCUUGGCUCACAUGAAAUUACCUCCUGCAGUGUUUCACAUGCACUCUCACACCUCUAUUACAUUAAGCAGAUCCUGUACCAUAAGUGCACAGAAAGUGAAAAGUGUGCACAUUAGUAGUAAUUAUAUACAAAGUCACUCAUUACAAAGCAGAACAGGCACCUGUUUUUAUAAUCAUGCCUCAGGGAAGUAUUUAUUCACGCAAAACACCACCCUUCAGACACAAAGAUCAGGAGUCAGUCUGAUACGCUGUUACAGUUUUGCAGCGAGUGAUAGGAACCGCACAUAUGGAGGUUGCUCAAGGAAACUUCUCACACCUACUAAACACCAGUUGCCAGUUACAAUCCCGCAGCGACACUUGUCCCUGGCAUGGGUGGACAGCCUUGCCCUCAAGCAGGCAGGCUGGUUCAGGGCCUUGGGUGAGUCACAGUUUGUGGCAAGCCUGAUGGAGGGGCUGCAGGCUAUCCAUGAUUAUUCUCACCUGCCCUGGUGGAGCUCCAUUAUUCUCUCCACCAUCCUGAUGCGCGCUGCUCUCACAUUCCCUCUGGCUGUGUAUCAGAAGUACAUCUUUACAAAACUAGAAAAUCUUAAGCCUGAAAUGAACCGGUUGGUGAAAGAACUCAAGGGAGAAACAGCUUUCGCCAUCAAGAAAUUCAACUGGGAUGAAACACAUGCCAGGCGAAUGUUCAACCUAUCAGCCAAGAGAAUAUGGAAGGAGCUCAUCGUACGUGAAAAUUGCCACCCUUUUAAGGCCACAGCACUUCUUUGGGUUCAGAUUCCCCUGUGGAUCUGCAUGUCUGUGUCCUUCCGAAACAUGGCCUCCAUGAUGCCUCUACAGGAUGCCGCUGCUCAGAUAUUAUUCCUGGAGCUGAGCACUGGAGGCAUAGCAUGGAUACCAAACCUCACUGAUGUGGAUCACUCACUUAUUCUGCCUGUAGCAAUGGGCCUCAUCAAUCUCGUCAUUACAGAGGUAAAUGUAUUGAGCAGAAAACAGGAAACGUCAUCCAGAAUACAGAAAAUAGCUACAAAUUUUUUCAGGGUGAUUAGUGUGGCCAUGAUUCCUAUUGCAGCCAUUGUGCCAUCGUGUGUGGUUCUGUACUGGGUGACUUCAAGUGCUUAUGGGCUAGCGCAGAAUCUGGCCCUUAUGCAUCCUGGGCUACAGAGAGUGCUGAGGCUGCCUCCUGUUACAUCUCAACCCCCAAACCCUUAUCAAUAUAUGUGGUCAAACCUGCUCAAGAAAGUUUCACGAAGGAAAGUUGCACAGGAUUGAGCUGGUGUACAUGAACAAGUUGUACAAACCUCAAGUGGUACAACUCUAUUCUCAUAUUUAUUUUUCAUUGUACAUAACAUUUUGGUGUUUUCAUAAUAAACUAUAUAAGAAAACCAUCACACUAAUGGGA